AUGUCCUCACCAAGAGCGCUAACAGCGCUCGCGCGUGCACGUCCAGCGACUUCGCUCCUCCAGACCGCCGCCCGCACAUCCUUCGCCUCCCAGCACGCCUUCUCCACCACCGCCGCUCGACCAGUAUCCGGCACCGGUGCGCCACCCCAGAACUUCCGCCUGCCUCGGCCGGACCGCUGGAAUGAGAACAAGCAGAGCAUCUGGGAUCAAGCGGGCCAGUACUUCCUCCUCACCGAGAUGCUGAGAGGGAUGUACGUGGUACUGGAGCAGUUCUUCCGGCCUCCUUACACGAUCUACUACCCCUUCGAAAAAGGUCCCAUCUCCCCCCGCUUCCGCGGCGAGCACGCCCUGCGCCGCUACCCUACAGGCGAAGAACGCUGCAUCGCGUGCAAACUCUGCGAAGCCAUCUGUCCCGCCCAAGCCAUUACCAUCGAAGCCGAAGAACGCGAGGACGGCUCCCGUCGCACAACGCGUUACGAUCUCGACAUGACCAAGUGCAUCUACUGCGGUCUCUGCCAGGAAAGUUGUCCCGUGGAUGCGAUUGUGGAGGGACCGAAUGCCGAGUAUGCGAUGGAGACGCGGGAGGAGUUGUUGUAUAACAAGGAGAAGUUGUUGGCGAAUGGGGAUAAGUGGGAGCCGGAGUUGGCGGCGGUGGCGAGGGCGGAUGCGCCGUACAGAUAG
Molecule: messenger RNA, 681 nt
Organism: Baudoinia panamericana UAMH 10762
Lineage: Eukaryota; Fungi; Ascomycota; Dothideomycetes; Mycosphaerellales; Teratosphaeriaceae
Exons: 2
Coding region: 1-681 (226 amino acids)
Biological process (GO): mitochondrial respiratory chain complex I assembly; mitochondrial electron transport, NADH to ubiquinone
Cellular component (GO): membrane
Molecular function (GO): NADH dehydrogenase activity; 4 iron, 4 sulfur cluster binding
Source: RefSeq, a predicted model, not a curated record